AUGGAAAAGCUUUCACGCUUGCUCUCCACCAUCAAGGCAGUCCUUGAAGAUGCUGAGCAGAAGCAAUUCACAGAAAGGGCAAUACAACUCUGGUUUCAGAAGCUCAAUGUUGUUGCCUAUGAAAUCGAUGAUGUAUUGGAUGAUUGCGCAGCUGAAGCCCCAAGAGUCAAGUACAAAAAUUCUGGUUGUUUAAGUUUUAUGUGUUACCCUGUAGCAGGAAAAUUAGUGUUUCGUCACAGGAUUGGGAAAAGGAUGAAAGAGAUCCUUGACAAAUUUAAUGCAAUAGCUGAUGAGCGAAUAAAGCUUGAUUUGAGUGAUCAGAAGCGUGGGAGCUAUUUCAAUGCAAGCCGCGAGACUGGAUCCGUGGUAAAUGAGCCUGAAGUUCUUGGAAGGGACGAUGAAAAAAGGCAGAUUGUCCGCAUCUUGACGGAAGAAAUAAUUGGAGACGAUCAAAAUGUAUCAGUGCUCCCUAUAGUGGGUGUUGGAGGCCUUGGAAAGACAACACUUGCCCGAUUGGUGUUCAAUGAUAAGCGCGUAAUUGAGCAUUUUGAGCCAAAACUCUGGGCUUGGGUUUCAGAGGAAUUUGAUGUGAAGAGGAUUAUAAAAGCCUUAAUUGAGUCUGUAGACAAGACUUCUAUUGGAGACUUACCCUUGGAUGUUCUCCAAGGAAAGCUUCAAGAGUUGUUGAGAGGGAAAAGAUACUUGAUUGUACUGGAUGAUGUCUGGAAUGAGAAUUCACAGAAAUGGGAGGAAUUGAAAUCUGUUCUGCAAUGCGGAUCAAAAGGUAGUUCAAUUGUCACGACAACUCGCAUGGAGAUGGUUGCUGAAAUAAUGCGCACAUUAGGGACACAUCGUCUAUCGAGUUUGUCAGACGAUCAGUGUUGGUCACUGUUCAGGCAACGGGCAUUUGGUAGUCAAGAGGCAGAAGAAUUUCCUAACCUUAUAGCCAUUGGAAAAGAGAUUGUGAAAAAAUGUGGUGGUGUUCCGCUGGCUGCAAAGGCUCUUGGAGGCUUUCUACGAUUUAAAAGGGAAGAAAAUGAAUGGAACUCUGUGAAAUGCAGUGAAAUUUGGAACUUACCUCAAGAUACAACAGAUAUCUUGCCCGCGUUGAGAUUGAGCUACCUUAAUCUUCCGGUAGAGUUGAGAGGUUGCUUUGCAUAUUGUGCUGUAUUUCCCAAGGGAUCUAAAAUUGAAAAAGAAGAGGUAAUACAUUUGUGGAUGGCAAAUGGAUUGAUUUCAUCUAAUGGAACGAUGGAAGUGGAAGAUGUUGGUGCUGCUGCGGUGACUGAACUACAUCAUAGAUCACUGUUCCAAGCCGUGGAGAAAUAUGUGUUUGGCUAUGGCAGUGUCCCUGCUUUUAAGAUGCAUGACCUUGUCCAUGAUCUGGCUCAAUCCGUAAUGGAGGCUAAACACGGUGGAACAGAGUCAAACAGAACCAUGAUGUUGGAUAUGCGGAAUGAUUGGCUAACAGUGGCUUUUCCUAUUACAAUCACAGGCACUGACCAGUUUUCUUCUUUCUUGUCAAAAUGUGGUUCCUUGAGGGCUCUCAUUGUAAGGUCAACAAUGUGGGAAGAAAAUUUGAUAGAGCUGCCACCUGCAAUAAGCAACCUGAAACAUUUAAGGCAUCUAGAUCUUUCAAAAUCUGACAUUGUUGAACUAUCCAAUUCAAUUUGUGACUUGUGGAAUUUGCAAAUUUUAAACCUAAAUGACUGUAACAAACUUUGGAGCCUGCCCAAAGGCAUGAGAUUCCUCAGAAAUCUUCGACAUCUUUGUCUACGGAGGUGCUGGAGUUUGACUCAAAUGCCAGGAAUUGGGAAGCUGACUUGCCUGCGGACGUUGAGUAUGGUCGUCCUAAGUGGCAAAAAAGGCUUCCAACUAAGUGAGUUGCGAGACUUAAAUAUGCUUAGAGGAAAGCUAACAAUUGGGCACCUUGAGAGGAUUGAAGACAAAAAGGAUGCAGAAGAAGCUUGCUUAAUUGAAAAACAGAGUCUUCGCGAGUUGUAUUUGGUUUGGCAUUCUGAAAGAACUCUUCAACGGUACAAUGAUGAGGAAGUGCUCGAAGCCCUCAAACCCUGCCCCAACCUUCAAUUGCUUUAUAUAGAAGGCUUCAAAGGUUCAUCAUUAUUUCCAUCUUGGAUUUCAAUUGUAACAGAAGUUGAGGUAGAGGAAAGUGCAGCGGAGUACAUAGUUGGGGCCCAGGAGAGUACUGCUGCAGCCGCUGCAAUGUCCCCAUCGUUGAAACACCUGGGUUUAUCAGACAUGCCCAAUCUAAAAGGAAUGUUAGGGAGAGAAGUCCAAGGUACUCCAGUGGUGUUCUCUCAACUUCAAUCCUUGUCCUUUAACGAAUGCCCUAACAUGGCAUGGGCUUCAAUCUCCAAUCUCACUAGUCUUAAUUCCCUUAAAAUUGAGAGGAUUGAAGGAUUGAGUUGUUUUCCAGAAGAGAUGCUACAAAAUCUUAGUCUUCUUGAAUCCCUGGAUAUUGGGUAUAUGAAUGAUCUGCGAGCCUUACCCAGAAGCUUGGCUAGCCUCCCGGCUUUGAAUGAAUUGACCAUCGAGGAAUGUCCCAAGCUGAAGUCUCUGCCAGAAGAAGGAUUGCGAGGCCUUGCUUCUUUGCAGGAACUCUAUAUCGAAGGAUGCAAUAAUUUGGUGAGUCUCUCAAUGGGGACUAAAGCCCUCAAAUCCCUGACUCAUCUAAGCAUCCAAGGGUCAAACGCGACAGCUCUGCCAGAGGAAGUCAAAUAUUUCCCCGCACUACAAGAACUGGAGCUGAAUGAAUUGGACAAUCUAACUUCAUUGCCAGACUGGUUUGGAGGCGGCCACCUCACUUCUCUUCAACACCUGACACUAUGGUCUUGUCCGAAGCUUGAAAGACUUCCAUCCAGCAUUCAAAUGAUGAAGACACUCCAAAGUUUGACUAUAGGUGACUGCGACCUACUGGAACCACGGUGUGAAGAGGGAGGAGAGGAAUGGCACAAAAUUGAGCGCAUCCCGAAUCUGGAAAUUUACUAA
Molecule: messenger RNA, 3009 nt
Organism: Coffea eugenioides
Lineage: Eukaryota; Viridiplantae; Streptophyta; Magnoliopsida; Gentianales; Rubiaceae
Product: disease resistance protein RGA2-like
Exons: 1
Coding region: 1-3009 (1002 amino acids)
Biological process (GO): defense response to other organism
Molecular function (GO): ADP binding
Source: RefSeq, a predicted model, not a curated record